AUGUUCAGAGGCACCUUCCGCCAGUUGCCCAAGGGGCCAGCCAAAGUUUUUGGCAACUGGAGACUGAUUCAUACUGUUCCCAAGUUGAGGAACGUUGAGCAAUUCACCAAAAAUGGUAUCGAAGGUCUCUACUCACCUGAGGGAUUCAAAACCGCAUGGCUCGAUUACCAGAAAUUUCUCACAUUAAACUUAACAUUGCAUACUAACGGCACCGAGAACGAGUUGCGUCCCCCUUAUCAGAUCCUCUUGCAAACAGCCAAGAAAACAACCGAACAACAUGUAUUUCACUUCGCAUCACAAGCUCACAAUAACCACUUUUUCUUCGAACAACUUUCAGAUAAAUCCAGCGUCAAGAAGACCAGGCCUUCCAGAUUCUUGCUUGAAAGGUUAGCCGAUAUAAAUCUUCCCACCAUAGAUGCAUUUCGCGAGCAAUUUUUGCUCGCAGCAGAUUCCUCUUUUGGCCAAGGCUGGGUAUUUCUUGUGGAGUUACCAGACAAAAGCUUGAAGAUCUUGAAAUGUAAUAACGAUGGAACGCCUUACUAUUAUGGUAAGAACCAGUCUCUUGAUCUCAAUGGUAGUGUGGAUGAAUUAACUCUCGACAAUUUGAAUAAAGUGAAGGAACUUGCGCAGAAUGGUGAAAAGGAUUUUACAUUACCAUUACUAGCAAUCAACGUUUGGGACGUAGCUUUCAUUCAAGAUUACGGUACCACAGGAAGAGCUGACUACUUGGCCAACGUGUGGGAAUGUAUCAAUUGGGAUAUUGUAAAUAAGAGAUUGUUCCAAGUCUAA
Meyerozyma guilliermondii ATCC 6260 is the source of this 789-nucleotide messenger RNA. RefSeq names its product mitochondrial 37S ribosomal protein mS42. The record is from RefSeq and is a predicted model, not a curated record. Gene Ontology annotation, biological process: superoxide metabolic process. The transcript has a single exon. NCBI's taxonomy places the organism in Eukaryota, Fungi, Ascomycota, Pichiomycetes, Serinales, Debaryomycetaceae. The coding region runs from base 1 to 789 and encodes 262 amino acids. Gene Ontology annotation, molecular function: superoxide dismutase activity; metal ion binding.